GUCGACGGUUAGACACCCCGGCGCCAUCAAGGAAGACUCACCAAGCACUUAAAUUUUCCUCCAUUUUUCUCCUUUUUCUCGAUAAUGUCGCAUCUGGAGACGGAGCCCGGCCUUCAGGAUGACGAUCCUGCCAUGCGUGAGGUCGGCGCCAUGUCUUCGGAUGACAUCCUAUCACGGACCCGUCUCCUGGAGAACGAGAUCCGCAUCAUGAGACUGGAGCAAACACGGAUCACCCACGAGAUACAGAACCAGCGCGACAAGAUCCGGGAGAACUCGGAGAAGAUCAAAGUGAACAAGACGCUUCCCUACCUGGUCUCCAACGUGAUUGAGAUCCUGGAUGUCGACCCCAAUGAGUACGGUGAGGAAGACGGCGCCAAUGUGGACCUGGACUCACAGCGGAAGGGAAAAUGCGCGGUCAUCAAAACCUCCACUCGGCAGACAUAUUUCCUCCCCGUGAUCGGACUCGUCGACGCGGAGACCCUCAAGCCCGGAGACCUCGUGGGCGUCAACAAGGACUCCUACCUCAUCCUGGAGACCCUGCCGGCGGAGUAUGACUCGCGGGUGAAGGCCAUGGAGGUGGAUGAAAGGCCCACGGAACAGUACAGUGAUAUUGGAGGCCUGGAUAAGCAGAUUCAGGAGUUGAUUGAGGCGGUUGUGUUGCCCGUGACACAUAAGGAGCGCUUUGAGAACCUUGGCAUCCAGCCCCCCAAAGGAGUGCUUCUGUAUGGCCCUCCCGGCACAGGCAAAACACUGCUGGCCAGGGCAUGCGCUGCGCAGACAAAGAGCACCUUCCUCAAGCUGGCCGGCCCACAGUUGGUGCAGAUGUUCAUUGGAGAUGGCGCCAAGCUUGUGAGAGAUGCAUUUGCUCUGGCCAAGGAGAAGGCACCGGCUAUCAUAUUCAUUGACGAGCUGGAUGCUAUCGGCACUAAGAGGUUUGACAGCGAGAAGGCAGGUGAUCGAGAGGUACAGAGAACCAUGUUGGAGCUGCUCAACCAACUGGACGGCUUCUCAUCCACCACGGACAUCAAGGUCAUCGCUGCAACCAACCGCGUGGACAUCCUCGACCCCGCCCUGCUCCGCUCCGGCCGCCUGGACCGCAAGAUCGAGUUUCCACACCCCAAUGAGGAAGCCCGGGCCCGCAUCAUGCAAAUCCACUCUCGGAAGAUGAACAUUGCAAGCUGCGUCAAUUUCGAGGAGCUGGCGCGAUCGACGGAUGACUUCAACGGCGCACAGUGCAAGGCUGUCUGCGUGGAGGCGGGUAUGAUUGCACUCCGCCGACAAGCCACAACUGUUACCCAUGAGGAUUUUAUGGAGGCAAUAAUGGAGGUCCAGGCAAAGAAGAAGGCCAAUUUGAACUACUAUGCCUAGAGUGUGUGUGUGUGUGUGUGUGUGUGUGUGUGUGUGUGUGUGUGGAUGGUGGGGUAAGGGAUGGGAAAGGACAGGAGAGGAAAUGUGUGUGUGUGUGUGUGUGUGUGUGUGGAUGGUGGGGUAAGGGAAGGGAAAGGGAAGGAAAUGUGUGUGUCUCUGUGUGUGUGUGUGUGUGUGUGUGUGUGUGUGUGUGAUAUUGGUAGCUGUUUUCAAUCUUUUCCUCCUCCUCCUCCUCCUCCUCCUCUUCUUCCAUUUUUCUUUAUUUUUCUCAUUUCUUCUUCAUAUAUUUCUCUCUCCCUCUCCUUAUGUGUGUGUGUGUGUGUGUGUGUGUGUGUGUGUGUGUGUGUGUGUGUAUGGCUGACCACCCUAUGUAUGUCUUAAGUAAUUAUGAAACAGAAUGAUCAGUAAAAAUAUUUCUUUCCUAAA
Molecule: messenger RNA, 1794 nt
Organism: Eriocheir sinensis (Chinese mitten crab)
Lineage: Eukaryota; Metazoa; Arthropoda; Malacostraca; Decapoda; Varunidae
Gene: Rpt5
Product: 26S proteasome regulatory subunit 6A-B
Exons: 8
Coding region: 85-1368 (427 amino acids)
Biological process (GO): proteasome-mediated ubiquitin-dependent protein catabolic process
Cellular component (GO): proteasome regulatory particle, base subcomplex
Molecular function (GO): proteasome-activating activity; ATP binding; ATP hydrolysis activity
Source: RefSeq, a predicted model, not a curated record